AUGCUGCCGCCGAACUGCACGUCCUUGCUCCAACCGCUAGACCAGGGGAUCAUUCGCUUGACGAAGGCGCACUACCAGAAAAGGAUGCUCGAGCGAAUCUUACUUAACAUCAAGAACGAAGUUCAGAGGCCCACUGAGAUCAAUGUGCGUCAGGCUAUCGAGAUGAUAACCGGAGCCUGGCGGAACGUGACAUCAGAGGUCAUAAAGAACUGCUGGAGGAAAGCUGGUUUCUCGCAGGAAGUCAGCAUGAACGAAGCGGAGGUGUCGCACGAGGACGACGCGUUGAUCCUUGACGUGUGGGAUGGCUACAUGGACGCGUUUGGCAUCCCUGAGGGACUUACGCUGAUAGACUUCAUCACCACGGAUGAUGAAGUGACAGUGAGGUCACAGCUGAACAGUGAUGCAGCCAUUUGCGAGGAAAUCCAGCUCGACAAUCACGUUGACACAAUGGAAGACGCAGAGGAGGACAGCAGCGAUGAUGAAAACAAAGCACCAGUGACAAAGAUUACGGCAGGAAACGCAGUGGAAAUGUUAGAAAAAGUGCAAACCUCCCUGUCAUCAUGUUCAGAUGUGUCAGAGGAGCAUUUUGCGAUGCUUGACGGCCUCAAAUCAUACUGUUCAAGGAGCGCCUUGAACAAACUUUCCCAGAAGAAAGUUACGGAGUUCUUUAGUCCGAGAUAA
Messenger RNA from Ornithodoros turicata, 681 nucleotides. Its product is annotated as tigger transposable element-derived protein 6-like. Gene Ontology annotation, molecular function: DNA binding. Gene Ontology annotation, cellular component: nucleus. The record is from RefSeq and is a predicted model, not a curated record. NCBI's taxonomy places the organism in Eukaryota, Metazoa, Arthropoda, Arachnida, Ixodida, Argasidae. The coding region runs from base 1 to 681 and encodes 226 amino acids. The transcript has a single exon.